This is a messenger RNA of Octodon degus (degu), 3693 nucleotides long. Its product is annotated as spermatogenesis-associated protein 31E1-like. The transcript is spliced from 5 exons. NCBI's taxonomy places the organism in Eukaryota, Metazoa, Chordata, Mammalia, Rodentia, Octodontidae. The record is from RefSeq and is a predicted model, not a curated record. The coding region runs from base 1 to 3693 and encodes 1230 amino acids.
AUGGAGAAUCUUCUCUUUCUUCUGAAAAGUAUUGGUUCCACAUGGCUGAGCACGAGCUCCACCAGCUGGGCAGUGGACAUGAUCCUUGCCUGUGCGUGUGGGUUGGUGCUCUUUAUCCUACUGAUCCCUUUUCUUGACUCCAAUCCAUCCUUCCCAUCAACUGGGAAAGAGAACAACAGAAAGAUGUUCCCAGAAGUCCUGGAACCCACGAAAUUCUUUGUCCUAGCUUAUCUCCUUCCCGACAUCCUGUGCGCGCCCAUGACAGCUGCGGUGCCCAGAAGGUUCCCUGCUGCAAGCAGUGCUUCAGCUGGCAAGCAGCAUCACAUGAAGAAGAAGGGUUGGGAAAGAAACAGGAAGAACUGUAUUCUAAAAGCCUCCUACACAAGCUCCCUGGAAACGUCAGAUCCAAUGAGCUCUCUCAUGGAGAUGCCCCAAGCAGAGGCAGGAAGAGGGGACCACUCUUUCAUCCACCCCGAUGUGCAGAAGCUGUUGGAGAUGCUGAUCAGUGAGAAAGUCAAACAGAAAAUGUGCCAGGAAAAGCAACAGGGUGGCUCUUUUUUCCAACCAUUGAACACAGACUACCCUCGGGCUUCUCUGAGCAACCUGUUAAGGUUACUGGGUGACAAACUCACCUCAGCACGGCCCUUCUGCAGCACAAAGGCUAAGCCAGCAUGGCUUCUUGGGCCUCCUCAGCAGCCCUCCAUCCCCAAGGUCCUGGGAAGCCCGUUAGAGCACGAACGCAGCCUACUCUUCUGGGGCCUGCCCUCUCUGCACAGCGAGUCCCUAGUGGCCACUGCCUGGGUCACUAAAAGGUCUUCAUCUAGCCGAUCUCAGUCCAUCAAAUUUAAUGAAGCUCCUACCCACAUCCCAGGUCAAUCUCUUUGGAACUUGCCCCCAUUUCUGCCUUAUGCCCAGCCCCAGGCCCAAGUCCCGUGCUUUCCCCCAAAGCCACAGUCAACCUCUCCAUCCCAGGUCAGGGUCUGUGGAACAACUUGCUCUACAUCCCAGAAGAAGGCACAGUCUUUUCUUCCCAAAGAAAAUCAGGACCUCGAAUGGACCCUGCAGAAGCCACAGAAAUGGAGAAAAGCUUUAGAUACUAAGCUCCAAAAAGCUCAAGAACCCAUUAGCCUACCCAUGCUCAACCUUCCUCAGGGUGGCCUGGCCUCUAAGGCCCCUUGGUCUGCCUUUGUCCCUUCUGGGGAUUCUCCUAGCACUGAGCUCCAGCAGAAACCAGAGUGCCACAGGCCACAGGGAUUCAACAGAGAAGACCAGACUGAGAGCCUGCCCCAUCCUACCUUCAGGUUCUACAGUCUCAUGCAGCCUCUGGGAAAACUCCCAAGGAAGGGGCAGGGGCAGGCGCAGGACAGCCACGAACCCACCCAGAACACCAAACACUCAGUUCCUACUUGUAGUAACAGCAGAGGAUCUCAGAUGACAGAGUCCUGGCACUCUGGGAGAGACUUUAAUAAGGGUCUGAUAACACUGAAUCCAGAAGAAAAAAGCAAUGUUUCACCAGAGGCAAGUAAAGAUAAAAAAGACAUGUACCAGAUUGUGGGAAGUGCCUUACCAAAGGGCACAGAAAGUGGCAUUAUUUGUCCUGAGGAGUAUGGCUCAGGAGGUCACUUCUCUAGAAGCCCAGGUCAGAAAGUCCUGGGAAAAUGCCUACAAGUCCAUCUGAGCAGAAAGUUGGGGCAAAUCAAUGAAGGCAUGAUCCCUGUGUGUGUACGGAGAUCGUGUUUUACUGCCAAACAGGCUUUGCCCGAAUUGAACACUAUCUCACAACCAACAAAGAUAACAUGCUCCAAGAGUGGGGAAGUAUGUGUGAACACCCCACAGGAGCUGGCCUUUCCUAACCCCACAACUCAAAUGCUGCUGGAAGCACACAUUAAGAAGUGUGGGUUAAGGCACGAGCAGGAGACUCCCUUCCAGAACGUUGAGCACAGAAAUAUCAGUGUGACUACAGCUCAAGCCUUGCCUGCUCCACAGCCCGCCUUAGACUCAACUGCCUGCGACACCAGAGCUGACUUCAUUGCCAAAUUAGCCACCUUUGAGGAAGAUAUUCCUGAGAAAGUUCCAGGAAAGAGAGAGAUAACAACACAAACACUGUGUCUGACUCUAGAGAGUCCUCUCCCUGCCACCAGGCAGCCUGCAUGUGAGGAAGUGCAGAAGUCCAGCACUGGGACCCCAUCUGAUCAUGCCAAUGGGCCCUCAGACAUCACCCCAACUGCAAAGGGGGUUGUGCUUCCUUCUGCUGCCUGCACCCUGCAAAGCAGCACUGUUUUGGAGACCAAGACAGACUCUAGCCCAGUGCCCACUCCAGGCCCUGCAGUGGCCAAGCGUGACCCAGGGGAGGGGACUGGGAGGAUGGCCUUCAGAGGUACCUGUCACAGCAUACCGAUGCUGGAAAUCAAACUGCUGUCCCCACUCUCAGUAGCCAAAGAGAGCAGGAAUCUAGAGGUGGAGGAGAAGCAGCCUGCAUGGGAAGUCACCGUAGGGGCCAGCAUGAUGGAAAAUGCCCAGAACAUCAACAUCAGCCUAAGGACUCUAGGGUCUCAGGAUACCGGUAAUCACUCCUGCUCCUCUGAUCAAACUCCAAGUGGGAGGAGAAAAGUGGAUAGUCACCCGGACAUCAAUAUGCACGGAGAUAGAGAGAACCGGUCUCACGAUGUGUCCACUGGAAGCCUUCGAGAGUCUCACACUGAGGCGCCCCUCAGCACCGGCACCUGUCCUUCACCAGCCUCUCUGGCCAACUCCCAGUACACACCCCACAGCAACACGCCAACCCCACAGUUCCUGUGUGACCACUCAGUGAAUGCGGCGAGCAGUCAGGGACAGCAUGAGCCCAGCAUGUCCGGAUUCCAGGACACAGAAAAGAGCAGCAGCAAGCUGUCUGAACCCACUAACCAAAGUAAGAACUACAGGAAGCCCAGACCAGGAGACGAGGAGCAAACAUUGGCAGGAGAGAGGCCCUCCCAUUCCUGUGAGCUGAGCCCUCUCGAACAGGUCAGGGAAGUAGAUACCCCUGGGAGCAAGUCCUCUCCAUGCCUGCCAGAGAAGGACCAGGCUUCUAAAGAAAGCCUAAUUAACAGAAAUAUGAAGCACUUUCAGGAGUAUCUUAACCCAAAUAAACAAUGCAAAGAGCAGGAAGACUUCAUGCAAAAGCCCAAAUCCUCAUCUGCCAUUGCUCAGAGUCGAACCUCAGUCACAAACAGAGUGGUCAGAAAUAGGGAGGACACAAAUUCACAGGUGCUCUUGACAGCUAUUGGACAGAUUCUGGUAGAGAAAUUAGGGCUUCAUCAUGGACGUGCUGCUUCAGAUUUAAACUCUUGUAAAGCAGAACCACCCGAAUCGGUAGGUAGGCGUUCCUGCUACCACAGACUUCCUUCUAGCCCAGAGAAGAGGACAAUGGUGAAAGAUGUGGCUUGCGCUCAUGACGACAGCCCCAGGGACCACAGCUGUCCCACUAAGAGACGGUGGGUCACAGACAGGUUCAGCAAUCAGGCCUUGCUGCCCCAGAAGCCUGUGCCCCCUACCAGUCACGGCCUUCAGAGGUCAACAGGCAGGGGUGCCUCAGAUUACCUUCACCAUCACCCCACAAGCUCUUUCCAUAGAGUUAUCUUUUCUAAAAUACAGCAGAAGCUUCCUCAUGCCAUUUCUUCUGAGGAAAUAGUCUUUGCAGAAGAAAUCUAUUAA